AUGGUGGAGGACUUUAUUGACACAACAAAAGGUGAAUGGAGGGGAGAAAUGGUGGUAGAAGAACUGGGAGAGAGUGAAGCAGACAUAGUUAAAACAAUUCCUAUUCAGCAACAAUUCCUAUUAAUAGACUGGGGCUAUACAAAAUCAAGAAUUUUCUCAGUUAAAAGCACAUACCACUUGGAGAUGAGGUUGAAGAAAAUGGCAAAAGGAGAACCCUCUAGAACAAACAAUGAGAAUGGUCUGUGGAAUGAAAUAUGGAAAUUAAACGUGCCUGCUAUUGUCAAAAAUUUUGUGUGGAAAGCAACCAACAACUGCUUACCUACAAAGGAGAACUUGUUGAAGAGGAAAGUAGUUGAGUUAGCCUUGUGCCCUAUUUGCAGUAGGGAAGUGGAGUCAGUCACUCAUUCACUUUGGAGUUGUGCAACCUCCUCAGACAUUUGGGCAGAAAGUGUAAGUCCAAUCAAAAAAUGGCCCAGUUACGAGUUGGACUUCUAUCCUCUUUGGGGAAGGUUAGUGAAAAACCUAAAUCAAGGAGAACUAGAGAAAGUGGCAGCCAUUAUGAGAAAAAUUUGGUUGAGAAGAAACAAGUUUGUCUUUGAAGAGGUUUUCUCCAACCCCUACAAAAUCAUAAGAACAGUCUUGGAUAAUUUAGAAGAGUACCAAAGGGCCGAGAAGGACCUUGUUUGUAACCUUAGUUCUGCAGUAUCAGGGAGAGCAGUGGUAAAAUGGAAGAGACCAAGCGAGGGAUGGUGA
Molecule: messenger RNA, 753 nt
Organism: Juglans microcarpa x Juglans regia
Lineage: Eukaryota; Viridiplantae; Streptophyta; Magnoliopsida; Fagales; Juglandaceae
Exons: 1
Coding region: 1-753 (250 amino acids)
Source: RefSeq, a predicted model, not a curated record